Zophobas morio is the source of this 2167-nucleotide messenger RNA. RefSeq names its product xaa-Pro aminopeptidase 3. Gene Ontology annotation, biological process: proteolysis. The transcript is spliced from 9 exons. The coding region runs from base 188 to 1702 and encodes 504 amino acids. The record is from RefSeq and is a predicted model, not a curated record. Gene Ontology annotation, cellular component: mitochondrion. Lineage: Eukaryota; Metazoa; Arthropoda; Insecta; Coleoptera; Tenebrionidae. Gene Ontology annotation, molecular function: metalloaminopeptidase activity; manganese ion binding.
UGAAACAUAUUUCAACUAGAUUACCACUGAUUACUAUUUUAAUUAUUAUAAAAGUGUGAUAGUUGUUCAGUGUAAAUCCGACUCGACAGCUACAUGUCAAAUGACAUCCAGUCUGCACACCUAACCUCACUUUUAAAAAUUUCAGUUACAACCCCCUUUUUUUUAAUAAAAAAAUCUGUGAUCAACCAUGUUCGCCACAAAAAAGAAACUCAUAUUUAAUAUUUUCCACAAAUCAGAUGUCUUCCGACCCUAUUGCCAAAAAGCAACGAAAGGCAAAUACCAGCUCAAUAAAAAAUUCGCCACGAAAACCUACGGACAACCCACCCACGAAACGCACCCCCAGUUGGUAAAAAAAGACGAAAUCACCCCCUUUGUAAAAAAAAGCGAGUUUGAAAAUCGCAGGCACAAACUGAUCGAGCAAAUCGCGACCUACGUGCGUGAGCGUAACCCAGAAAUAAAACAACACUUGGUCGUUAUUCCAUCAGCCUCGAAGCAGUACAUGUCGGAUAAAAUCCCGUACUUUUUUCGCCAGAACUCUGACUUUCUGUAUUUGACGGGGUGUUUGGAGCCCGAUAGUUGUUUGGUGUUGACAGCCACGGACACUCCGAGUCAACACUGCUCGGUGCUGUUUAUGCGGAGAAAAGACGACCACUCGGAACUGUGGGACGGGCCGAGGACGGGGCCCGAUUGUGCCCCGAAUUUGUUCGGAGUCGAUCAGAGUCUGCCGGCUGAUGAACUCGAAAAUUACCUGCAGUCGUACGUGCGUUCCAACAAAACUUCCACUCUCUGGUAUGAUUAUAUGAACCCCGUUCAGACCGAGGUGCACAAAAUCAUGUGCGACUAUCUCAACUACAUGGGGAAGAAGAUGUGGGAAUCGCCCAAGGUUUUUGUGCAUAGGCAGAGGUUGAUUAAAAGUCCGGCUGAGAUAGCGUUGAUGCAGAAGUCGUGCGACGUGGCUUCGGAAGCCAUCGUGAGAACCAUUCAAGCGUCUUAUCCGGGUAUCAACGAGAGCCAGAUUUUUGCCAAAGUGGACUACGAAUGUCGGGUGCAGGGGGCUGAGUAUUUGGCGUAUCCACCAGUGGUGGCAGGGGGCAGCAGGGCCAAUAUUAUUCACUACAUUAACAACAACCAGGUGGUGCAGAACGGAGACAUGGUAUUGAUGGAUGCAGGCUGCGAAUUGCAUGGUUAUUCCAGCGACAUAACCCGAACCUGGCCCAUCAAUGGUAAGUUCAGCCCCCAUCAAAGAGAAGUGUACGAGGUGGUCCUCGACGUCCAGAAACAACUGAUCAAAGAGUGUGAAACCUUCCCCACUUUGGACAGUCUUUUUGACACAAUGUGUGCCCUUUUGGGUAAAGGGUUACAGCAAAUCGGAUUAAUCCCGAAAAUACUGACCAGUCAAGCUUUAAUUAAAGCGGCGUAUCAGUUCUGCCCCCACCAUGUGUCGCAUUAUUUGGGGAUGGACGUCCACGACACACCCCUGAUUACCAGGAAUAUAAAAGUACGACCAGGGAUGGUUGUCACGGUUGAACCAGGGGUGUAUAUCAAUAACAAGCAAACACAGUUACCGAAGGAGUACCAAGGUCUGGGUAUUCGGAUAGAAGACGAUGUUUUAAUAACGGAAGAUGGACCAGUUGUGUUGACGCGGAAUUGCCCCAAGGAGGUGACAGAUAUUGAACACAUAGCAGGGCAUGAGCGGUCAUGAUAUCGGGUGUCUUUAAGCGCGAUCAGUACCCCUAGCGCCCUCUGUCACGCCCACGCACCACCACUACCCUGCCGCAGCACCCCGGUACUCGCUCGCUCCCUUACCAGAGGGCGGUGCGCCCUUUCACUCCCACGCGACGCAUUUCUAGCCGCCUUUACAUAGGACCCGAGCGGCCAGAUUCGGCAAGUUUUUCCAUCUGCGAACUUCACAGCUCAUUUGCGUAUCACCUUGCAUCCGAGGGGUCUUGGAGGUCCAAAUCGAGUAGUAAGUCGGCUUGAGUAUCAGCGGCGUAUCCGAGGGGUCCCGCAGGUCCGGCCGUGGAAAAACGCUCCGGGUGUUCGCGAGUGUACGAGUUAUCAGGACUGUUCGUCCGCGGAGUGACCAUUUUUAAGAACUCGUGUAACCAGUCUAUGUCUAUGCAGUGUAUAUACUAUGUUUUGUUGAAUAAAGUUUUUACGGAAUAAA